Messenger RNA from Fusarium keratoplasticum, 1104 nucleotides. RefSeq lists its product as uncharacterized. The record is from RefSeq and is a predicted model, not a curated record. The transcript has a single exon. NCBI's taxonomy places the organism in Eukaryota, Fungi, Ascomycota, Sordariomycetes, Hypocreales, Nectriaceae. The coding region runs from base 1 to 1104 and encodes 367 amino acids.
AUGAAAGACUAUGUCUUCACCCUCCCGGCCCCCAUCGCCUCGACAGCUUUCACUAUCUCUGAGUCGCGAGGCAUUGGGUCGCAGUCCAAUGCCCUCGGUGCUUCCAUGAUCCGAACAGAGGAUGUCUUUCCGCAUGUGAGCAAGUCGAUCGAUGUGUUCAAGCGCGAACACACGGGUAUCGUUUGCGUGGGGCUGCGUUCUAUGAAUGCAGUCGUCAACCAAGACCUUCUCGUCAACGAAGGUCUGAAACGCAGUGACGCGAUUUUGUGGACUCGAUAUCACCAGAAGGCUCACAUGGUCCUCCCCACCUCGGUCAAUCUCACCAGCGAUGAGUUUCUUGCCCAAAACCAGCACUGGCUUGACCUCCUUCCUCGUUCGACCGUUGACAUGGAGGUUGGGAAAGUCGUCAAGGAACAUGUGCUGCAGAACAUUGACCAGAAUACUGCCCGGCUUGUGCCCGAGCAGUAUCGAACCACGCUGUUCUACUUUUGCGGCUCGAUCAACGAAAAGGCUCGGCAGGAUUGGCUCCGAGAGAGUCCUCUCCCGGAAGUCACCGUCAAUCGUCCUAUUCCUUUGCCCAAGAUUGUCGAAACUCAGCCCAUGCGCCAAGCUGCCAGAAAGCUCGAGAGAUUCGCCUUUAAGCUCAAGAAGACGAACCCUACCGAUGCCGCCGACCUCAAGCAUAUAUCGGAUACCAUCACCCUGCUCUGCGAUGUGCAAUACCAGGCAGAGAUCAAAGCCACGGUCAAGAUGGAGGCCAUGGAGGCCAAGUUCAGCAAAUAUUUCCAAAAGAUCCAACUUCUCAACUGCCCAGCCAUGACAGACAUCAUCGACAAUCUGAACAAGGAACAGGAGAAGGUAUUCGUGGAUUUUCGCGGGCGUGCUAUCACUGUUCAGGACGAAGAUGGGGCAAGCGCCUGUCAGAUGACCAACAAGGAAUGGCUUCUCACUUACCGCAGCCUGAAUGAUGCCAAGAUUCAGCGGUGGAUUGAUCUCUAUGUCGAACUCUCUGGUAUUGAGACGGGUAUCCCGGAAACUUGGAAGGCGCUCAUCAUGGAUACCGAAUCCAACUCGUCGUCUUCGCUAGUGGUGUCUUCGGGAUGA